AUGGCAUCACCACUACGUCGCUUCACCCUCGUCUUCUACGUCCCACCCUCCAACGCCGCAGCAUGCAAAGCCGCCAUUUUCAAAGCCGGCGCAGGACGCUACCCGGGUCCGGGCGGCUACACGGAAUGCGCGUGGCAGACAACCGGUACUGGGCAGUUUAGGCCCGGUGAUGCGGCGAAUCCCGCUAUUGGGAAAGUCGGCGAGUUGGAGGAGACACCCGAGGUUAGGGUUGAGACGUUAAUCGUUGGGGAGGACACUACUAGGAAGGCGGUUGCCGCGCUUAAAGAGGCGCAUCCGUAUGAGGAGGUUCCUUAUCAGGUUUAUCGAGUUGAGGACUUUUGA
Molecule: messenger RNA, 342 nt
Organism: Fusarium coffeatum
Lineage: Eukaryota; Fungi; Ascomycota; Sordariomycetes; Hypocreales; Nectriaceae
Exons: 2
Coding region: 1-342 (113 amino acids)
Source: RefSeq, a predicted model, not a curated record